AUGGAAUAAUUGAAGUUUAGAAUGCUAAAGCCAAUUCUUACAUAAAGAAAGAGUACCGAUCUUUCAAAUAAAAGAAUAAAGCAAGAUUCUCUUUAAAGCAUGAAUAUUUUAAAUAGCCCUAAACCUUAUUCAAAUAUAUCAUAUAGAAAAUCUCAUAAACACAAAGCUCUUUCAUAAGGAGUAAAUAAUUUUUAAUUUUAGACCUUUUACGGAUCUCCUUUAUUAGGUUAAAACUAAUUAGAAGUUAUAGAUAAAAUGAAAUCUCAGCAGCGUAAUGAUUUUUUUGGAUAAUUAAAGAGUAUUGAUCCAUAUUAAUAUCCAACAAGAUUAUAAGAAUUAUAACUUUCACCGAAAUCUCCUAGAGAACGUAUUUUAUUGAUAUUAUUACAAAGCUACUGUUGAAGUUAUUAUUCCAUCCGAACUUAAAGAACCACCUUUAACUUUAGGGCGAUUAAGUGACAAUUUAUCAAGACAUAAUGCUAGAGAUAAAAUACACAGGGGUAUUCCAUAAAAGUGAGUUUUUAUGCUUAUACAGGCAUGAUAUUAAGUAAUUGGCUAGUUGGGUUGAUUUGAUGGUCCAAUAAAUUAUUGACAAAUAUGGAGAUUAAAGACAAAUUGAAUUUUAUGAAGAAGUUUAAAAUGUUCUAACUCUAUGUUUAAAGGAACUUAUCAGAUAAAUUAGUAUUGAUUGUAUAGAAAGAAGGUAAUUAACUUUAAUUUACAUUAUUUUAGUGUAUUAUUAGAAAAGAUUUGGGCAUAAUAUGUAGAAAUUAAUUCCUCAGUUAUCAAAUAAGUCUUAGAUGAAAAAAAAGAAAUUGAAAAAUCUAAUCUAAAAUAAAUUAUGAAAACACAUUAACUAUAUUAAGUUGAAAUUGAUACUUUUUAGUUGAUUAUUAAAAAUUUGAAAGAAGAUUAAUAAUAAUUAACUGAAAGAUUAAUUAAACUUAAAGAUAACGGAAAAUAUUUAAAAAAGACAAAUAAACAUUUAUAAAAUAUGUCAAGAGAAUUAAGAUUUUAAUUAAAUGAUAUUACUACAAAUAAUAAAUAUUUACUUAAUGAAGUUGAAAAUCUCAAAUAAUAUAUUGAAGAUGCUGAGAAAGAUAUGUAAAAUUAUUAAUUAUAAUUCCAAAACCGAUUAAUAUAAUCAAGAAUUGAAUCUCCAAAUUCACCUCGUAAAAAAGCAAUGAAUAGAUCUGAAACUGUUUUUCUUUAAUCAAGACCUAGAGAAUAAUUUAAAAUAAUUAGAGCAGGUAAACAUAAGACUUUUUUUCAUGAGCCAAAACCUGAAGAAAAAGUUUAAAGAGCAUUAAAAAGUGAUACAGAUUCUUCAAUUGUGUCUGAUAUUGAAAAUAUGUUAAAAGAUUAAAGUACAGAUACAGAUGAUUUAUAUUCUUUAAUGGAAAUGUAAAAGGAAUAAUCUACUUAAGCAUAUUCAUCAAAUUCGUAAUUUAAUUAUAAGUAAAUAUAUAUUAUCAAUAUCUAGAGCUUUAUUACUGCCUGAAAAUCGCCAUUAGAUAACUUAAACUGAUUCAAGCAUGUAUAAUAUGAAAUUAAAAGAGACUUAAACAGAAUUUCAAAAUGAAAUGGUUGAAGUAAUUAAAACAGAAGAAGAACAAUUGAUAUAGAUUUAAGAAUAAUUGAUGAAAGUUUCAGCUAAUUAUAAAUCAAUUCAAGGAGAAUCUUCAAAUGAAGAAAGUCCAAGAUCUAGACGAAUUUCUUAAUUUUUUUAAAGCUUAGGAGAGGCAUCUAGUAAAAUGAAAUAAACUGUUUAAAUGUAAAGAGAAAUCAGAACAAGUUUAUUAUUAGUUAAUAGUGCAUAAAAAGAUGAAAAUAUUAGAAAAUAAGAUCAAAUUAUAAUUUUGGUAUCAUUUUUAUUUUAUUCAAGAAAUCAAGAAAUGAAGAUUUAACAAAAAAUGUAGAAGAAGCAACACUAGAAAUUUAAGAACUUGAAACUCAACUAGAAUUAUAAGAAAAAGUAAAGAAAUUUUAUAUUAAAGAUUAAUUCUAGACUUGAAAGAAGAUAUAAUAAAAUAAAAGAAAGAAAACAAUAAAUCCUUGAAAAAACCAGAAAUUUAGUUAGUUCUUUUACAAAAACCUAAAAAUUUACAAACAUUAUGAAAAAAAAAAUAUAAGAUAAAAAAGAAAAAUCUCCUGAUGCAAGAAAAACUUCUGCUCAAAUGUAAAACUAUACACCUUCUUAAGCUGAUAUAAAUUAAAGAUAAUAAUAAUAAAUAAAUCAAAAUUAAAAUUAAAUAAACUUAUCGUAACCAAAACCUAUUUAAUAAAAUUAAAAAAAUAUUUAAUUAGAAUAAUAGUAGAAUAAUAAUUUAACAAAUUAAUAAGAAAAUUCAAGAACUUCAGUAUCAGGUACAUCAAAUUAAUUUAUAAAUUAAUCACAAGAAGUACCUUCUAUGAAAAAAAAAUGGAAUAUUCAUAUAACAAAUGCAGAUGAAUAAAAAUAAACUUCGGAUAAUGAAAGUGAUUUUUCUUAAUCUUAAUUAUCAGUUUAACGUAGCACUUAUUCUGCUUUGGAUGUAAAAUAUAUAUAAUAAGUAAUAGGAUUACUAGGAUAGUGUAUCAUAGAGAAGUUUAGUUUCUAAUAGAUCAAUUACUUCGUAAGUAAGAAAUUCCAAUAAACCAUAAUCGAAUUACGUUAGAAUUAUUAAUUAUAAUUAGUAACUAGUCCCAAAUAAUAAUCAUCAAAUAGUUAAACCAAUUAAAUAGAAAAAGGAAAAAAAUACUCAUUCUAAUUCAUAAAUUGCACUUCCACUUGAAAGUAUGAGAAUAAUAUCAGAUACUUUAAGAUAAUUUAUAAAUGAAGAAUUGGAUAAUAGUGAUACUUCAAGUGUUGAUUCUUCUUUUUCUACUAAAUUAGAAGAUUUAAAUAAGAGAAAACUUGAAGGUAAUUAAAGAAGAAAGAAUGUCACUCUAGCCUAGGCUCCAAGUAAAAUUGAUAUAUUUUAUUAGAAUUCUAAAAUCGUAAUAAUGCCGAAUCAACCUCAUAAUUAAAUCUAUAAAAAUCACAAUAAUUGAUUUUAUAACUUUCAGAUAAGUUUUCUAGGAAUCCAAAAAGUUUAAAUUCAAAAAUGUAAAAAAUUAAUGUUCUAAAAUUUAUAUCAUAAUUUUAUUGUGAGAAAAUAAGAUAAUAUUCAAACAAAAAUAUGCCAUUACAUUAAAUUUGUUAUGAACAUUUUGUAAAUACAUAUGGAUUUAAAACUAUGGCUGAACAAAAGCUCACCAAUUUUUAUUAGUCAGUUUUUGCAUAUCGAGAUAACUUUAGAAUUAAUUUAUUUGGCCGGUAAAGUAUAAUAACAAAAUAGAUUUGCUGAGUUAUUUAGCCCUCUAACAUUAGAUGAUUUAGAAAUUUAUAUUUAAUCAUUAAAAAUAUUGGAUGAAAAUGAAAUACCUAUUUAAUUGGCUUAAGUGGUGAAUGAGAAAGGUGUUCUUAUUUCUCUUGAUCGUGCUUUAGCUUGUUUAGAAACAUAACAUUCUUGUCUUUCUAUUGAAAGCAGGGAUAAAAUAAUAAAAGAAAUUAAAACAAAUACUUUUGAAAGAAAAAAUAAAAAUUGUGUUGAUUUAGAUUUUUUUAUCAGUAAAGUUUUAACUGGUUAUCAUUAAUUAAAAUUGAUUCAUUAAGCACAUUUUGAAGAGGUAUUUUAUUCAGCUGAUAUGGAUAUGGAUGGAAUGAUAGAAUUUUAAGAAUUCUAAAAAUUAUUUUUGCAUUUUGAAAUUAAUCAAGGUACAAACUUAAAUUAGAAAAUUAUAAGAAGCUAAUUUAUGGAAAGAUGUGAUACUGUUUCUAAUGAAAGUGGUGAAAAGGCUAUGUCUUUUGAUAGAUUCGUAACUUUUUCUUUGGAAAAUAAUAUUUUUUCAGAAGAAAAAUUUUAGGUAAUUUCAGUUUGUAUAUAAAAAAGAGAUUUUCAAGAAAUGUUGAUUUAAGUGAUCCAAUAAAAAACCUUAAUGAUUUAAAAGAGAAUUGGGUGAAUAUCUAGGCAUUACUUACUUACAGAAUAAAUCUUUCUGAAUCAAGUGAAGCUUAAUAUUAUUAAAGUAUCAUCCAAAAGCUUGAUUAUGUAAUAAUAUUAUUAUAAUUUUAAUUAGGCAUUAAAAAAUAAAGAACUUAAAGAAAGCUAUUGGAUUUCGUAUAGGAUACUAGAUGCUGAUACAAAAGCUGUUUAUUUAUAAAAAGUUGUUGCUAGUUAUUUACCUUACGAAUAUUUAUGUAUUUAAGAAUUAGUUAAUGAAAUUUUUGAUGAAAAUAUAUAAUACAUUAGUGAUUGAGCC
Paramecium sonneborni is the source of this 4284-nucleotide messenger RNA. NCBI's taxonomy places the organism in Eukaryota, Ciliophora, Oligohymenophorea, Peniculida, Parameciidae. The record is from the annotation of a GenBank genome assembly.